Herpailurus yagouaroundi (jaguarundi) is the source of this 1557-nucleotide messenger RNA. RefSeq names its product transcription elongation factor A like 1 (gene TCEAL1). The coding region runs from base 495 to 974 and encodes 159 amino acids. The record is from RefSeq and is a predicted model, not a curated record. Lineage: Eukaryota; Metazoa; Chordata; Mammalia; Carnivora; Felidae. The transcript is spliced from 3 exons.
CAUUAAGUAAAAAUAGUCAAAUUUCAGUGCAGGAUCUGGACUGUAGGUGAAAUAAUGGGCCUUGGUGUUUGACAACAGGAGAAUAAGAGGUGGUAUCAGGGUAAGCAGCAAAGAGGAAGAGGCAAUAACUCCCAAGACUGGAUGCUGACAGUCUCUGGUAACCAGAAAAGGCAAAUAUAAACAAAGAGGUGAGCGACGAUGCCUGGUGUGUUGAGAGUUGCGAAAUACAGGAAGGGUGCUGCAGCAAGGCCGCCGGUCAAAGUGGUUAACUGGGGAUCUGAGCUAGGCUGUGACGCGCGGCCCUCACGUGACCAGGAGCCUAUGUCUGCCCAAGUCCCUCUCGUCCAGGUCCUUUUUGCUUGUCCAGACACCGUCUGCCUACUGCCCUUUGGUCAAGGGGAAAAAGCAGGAGGAAGUCUGCGGGUCACAGCGGUGCGCCUCGAGGAGAGGAGGCCUAGAGCAAACCGCCAGGAGAGGUCCAGAGGAUCCUCAACAUGGAAAAAUCAUGCAAAGAAAAUGAGGAACAGCCAGAGAGCGCGCCCAAGACGGAUGAGGAACGGCCUCCUGUGGAACACUCUCCCGUAAAGCAGUCUCCGGAAGAACCGUCUUCCGAGGAGCAGUCGUCAGAGGAGGAGUUCUUUCCUGAGGAGCUCCUUCCUGAGCUCCUUCCCGAGAUGCUCGUGUCCGAGGAGCGCCCUCCUCCGGAGCGCCUUUCUAGAAGGGACCUUUUUGAAGAGCGCCCUCCCAUGGAGCAGCCUCCUUGUGGAGUGGGAAAACAUAAGCUGGAAGAAGGAAGCUUCAAAGAGAGGCUGGCUCGCUCUCGCCCGCAAUUUAGAGGGGACAUACACGGCCGAAAUUUGAGCAACGAGGAGAUGAUAAAGGUGGCAGAGGAGAUGGAAGAAAUGAAAAGAGUACGAAACAAACUAAUGGUCAUGCAUUGGAAGGCGAGACGGAACCGUCCUUAUCCUAUUUAAUGUGUUCGGCCUUUAAUUGUUUCCCCUGAUAGAAGGUUGCCACCUGAACUUUGUUUGAUUUUCUCAUCUCAUGCACUUUCCCCAUCUCAAUUUUAACUUUUUGCGUGGCUUUAUUUUAGGAGUUUUGCUUGUAACUGGCAUAAAAUUGGGUUUUCCCCACCCACAAGCUGCAAGUCUCCCUCUCACCCAUUUGCAUGAAAAGGUGUACAUUAUAUAUUGUGAAGUGAAAACAAUUUUCAAAAAGUAUAUGUAGCAUCCCAUUUUGUAAAAAAUGUAUAUUUGUAUAUUAUUAUGCAAAGAAAAAACUGAAAGUAUAUACUUAAAUGUCUUAACAGUGGCUAUCCAUGUGGUAAGAUAACAGGUGUUUUGGUUUUUCAUUUUGCUUAAUGGGAGCUUCUCAUUUUUCAAGACAAACAUUUUGCUUUUGUUGAAAAAAACAAUAUGGGGAAAAAUUUAAAAACUGUCAAUCAACUUAUAAAAACAAUGUGGCACUUAAUAAAUACUUGUCAGAACUUUAAAGAAAAGUAAAUCCCAUGUUUCCUUUAAAUCUCUUAGGCAGAAAAACCAGGUACUUCUACUUAAA